Podospora pseudocomata is the source of this 1032-nucleotide messenger RNA. RefSeq lists its product as uncharacterized. The coding region runs from base 1 to 1032 and encodes 343 amino acids. Lineage: Eukaryota; Fungi; Ascomycota; Sordariomycetes; Sordariales; Podosporaceae. The record is from RefSeq and is a predicted model, not a curated record. The transcript has a single exon.
AUGGAUCGCUCUGGGGAAUUCUCCUUCAGGGGGUCAACGACACCUCACCGUCCAACACCACCAUUAGCCCUGUCCGAAUUCAUACGAGCUACGCCAUAUUCGGAUGACUACAGCUACGUAUACGAUGCGCCCGCGUCUAACCCAGACAUAGUGAAGGUUGGAUUUACAAGUCAAGAACAAAAGUCGCUGGGUAGCCAGGUGUUUCAAGUUCAGGCAGACCAACAAGAUGGCGCCUGUGAGAGCCCCGUCGACUCAACCACACGGACAGCCCCGACAGCAAGAACGGCUCCGGCGCAGACCCAGGAGCAACGCAAUACGCCUCCCACACCACAGGAGACCAGUAAUCCCGACUGGCUUUCCACAAGGCAACAACUCCUGCCAAGCCGAAAUCAAGGAAAGAAAGCAGACUGGAUCCGAGGGUGGAGCGAGGGUGUUGGCAUGGCUGAGACGUACUGCCAGUGCUCAGAGAUUAUGGAGGUGGAUGGGGGUGAAAAGGGUAGAAAGAAAGAGGCUGCUGAAAGGAACAAAAGCAAAGCACAGGGCUUUGGUCCGACGCCUAACGGCGAUGCGAGACAGGAGGCGGAAGAUGUAUGUUGGAAUUGUAGCAGGCCGCCAUCGCCGCCACCAGAAGAGGAUGGCAGUCGGGCUGGCAGCGAAAACAGCAAAAUGCGGCCAGGAUUGGGCUUCGGCAAGAAGGUUACGGACCUCUUGCGACGCGUCAAGCCGAAUAGGAUGAGCAGUGCGCAUAAAAGGGACGCGGAAAUCCGGGAGCUGACAAGACCAAAAAGCCAGCCAAAGUGGCUCUCCAACCAAAGGCUGGUCUCGACACCCACACCUAGGCCUGCGCAGAAAUCACUUAGCAUGGAUAUAUUUCCCGGACGCCGCCCUACCGCCCAAGCCGCGGUCAUCACGCCACCAUCUGAUUCCAGUCUCACAGACUCGUCCGCCGCUCCACGGCCCACCCCAGGAAGGAUGUCAUCCCGCUUGGCACGGGCAGCGGCGCUGCUACAACGCUCAAAGCCCAAUGAAUAG